Molecule: messenger RNA, 720 nt
Organism: Mustela erminea (ermine)
Lineage: Eukaryota; Metazoa; Chordata; Mammalia; Carnivora; Mustelidae
Product: securin
Exons: 2
Coding region: 53-658 (201 amino acids)
Biological process (GO): chromosome organization
Cellular component (GO): cytoplasm; nucleus
Source: RefSeq, a predicted model, not a curated record
UGGAUGAGUUUGGCUGUUGGUCCCGACGUGGGUGGACCGUGGCUGGUCCAGAAUGGCUACCCUGAUCUUUGUUGAUAAGGAAAAUGGAGAACCAGGCACCCGUGUGGCUCCCAAGGACGGGCUGAAGCUGGGGUCGAGGCCUCCAGUCAAAGCUUUAGAUGGGAGAUCUCAGGUUUCAAUACCACGGGUAGGCAAAAUGUUUGAUGCUCAAGCAGCCGUACCUAGAGUUGCCAGAAAGGCUUUGGGAACUGUCAACAGAGCCACAGAAAAUUCAGUAAAGACUAGUGGACCUCUCAAACAGAAGCAGCCAACCUUCUCUGCCAAAAAGGUGACUGAGAAGACUGUCAAAGCAAAAAGCUCUGUUCCUGCCUCUGAUGACACCUACCCAGAAAUAGAAAAAUUCUUUCCCUUCAAUCCUUUAGAUUUUGAGAGUUUCGACCUGCCUGAAGAACACCAGAUUGCACACCUCCCCUUGAAUGGAGUGCCUCUCAUGAUCCUUGAUGAGGAGAGGGAGCUUGAAAAGCUGUUACACCUGGGCCCCCCUUCACCUCUGAAGAUACCCUCUCCACCAUGGGAGUCUAAUCUGUUGCAGUCUCCAAGUGUUCUGUCGACCCUGGAUGUUGAAUUGCCACCUGUUUGCUAUGACUUAGAUAUUUAAACUACUUAGCGUUUAAUAGUUUGUAUGUUUUGUAUUAAUAAAGCAACUCUUUAACAGAAAAA